This is a messenger RNA of Zasmidium cellare ATCC 36951, 1293 nucleotides long. RefSeq lists its product as uncharacterized. Gene Ontology annotation, molecular function: methyltransferase activity. NCBI's taxonomy places the organism in Eukaryota, Fungi, Ascomycota, Dothideomycetes, Mycosphaerellales, Mycosphaerellaceae. The record is from RefSeq and is a predicted model, not a curated record. Bases 1 to 1293 code for a protein of 430 amino acids. The transcript has 6 exons.
AUGGCGUCCGAUGAGGACGGCCGCGCUGCCAUUGACCGCGAACUGGCAGACAAACUGCGAGGACAUCGAGAUUUCGUCGCAAACGUUACUGGCAGUCAACAACGACAAGAGGGCGCAGCGAGGCCGGUGAGCCAUGCAUCCUCUGCGGCAACCUUCGACAGUGGGAUUGUCCCAGAUGCUGGAAGCGUUUACCAAGGGAAUGAGCACGAGAAGUCGACAGAGGAUGAGCAAGAUGUAGCGAUUGGCACAGCGACAACCGCUCAGGCGUCUGUGCAACAACAUGACGCCGUGGAUCUCGACAAUCAGAAUGCUGAAGAACAGCAGUUGGAACCAGAUGAGAAUGACAGUGACUCUGCCCUGGGAAGUGAUGUAGCGAGCGUGACAACCAGCUUAAGCGAAUCAAUCUGGAACUAUCGCAAAGAGCAUGGCCGUACUUACCACGCGUACAAGGAUGGUAAAUAUAUAUUCCCAAACGAUGAGCGAGAAGCCGAUCGCCUCGAUCUCCAACACCACCUCCUGCGCAUAACAUACGCCAACAAGCUAUUCUUUGCACCUUUGCAGAACCCAAGACGAUGCCUCGACAUUGGCACCGGCACCGGAAUCUGGGCCAUUGACUUCGCAGAUCAAUUCCCAGAAUGCCAAGUCACUGGCACCGACUUGUCACCUGGCCAGCCGACGAUGAUUCCUCCGAAUGUCAAGUUCAUCAUCGAUGAUGCCGAAGAUCUUUGGUUGUACGAUGAGAAAUUUGACUUCAUCCAUGCGAGGUUGAUGUCAGGGUGUUUCUCCAACUGGCCGCAGUUCAUCCAGCAAGCAUUCGAGAACCUGGAGCCCGGCGGCUGGCUUGAGCUGCAAGACUACGGUCUUCCCGUCAAGUCUUUCGAUGAUACACAUCUUGGUACGGAUGUCUUCAAAUGGGGCCAGUUGCUCUGCGAGGCCUCUCUGAAGAUGGGUCGUCCAUUGGGAUCAGACGCAAGUGAGCAGUUUCAGGGCUGGAUGAGGGAUGUUGGGUUCGUCGAUAUCCAGGAGAAGAUGUUCAUGUGGCCCAUCAACACCUGGCCAAAGGAUCGAUUCAUGAAAGAGCUUGGACGGUGGAAUCAAGUCAACAUUGCCGAAGGAUUGGAGGGCUUCUGUCUCGCGCUGUUGACCAGAGCUCUUGGCUGGCGAAAGGAGGAGGUCGACAUACUUGUUGCAAAGACAACGACGGACCUCAGGAACAAGAAGAUCCAUGCAUAUUUCCCCAUGCCGGUCGUCUUUGGGAGGAAACCAUUUCCUGGAGAAGUCGCCUUCCAAUAA